Messenger RNA from Staurois parvus, 430 nucleotides. The record is from the annotation of a GenBank genome assembly. Lineage: Eukaryota; Metazoa; Chordata; Amphibia; Anura; Ranidae.
UCCCCUAGGAACUGAACGAUUUGGCUCGUGAUCCUCCAGCACAAUGUUCUGCAGGCCCAGUUGGAGAUGACAUGUUUCACUGGCAAGCAACAAUUAUGGGACCCAAUGACAGUCCAUAUCAAGGCGGUGUAUUUUUCUUGACCAUUCAUUUUCCAACAGACUACCCCUUCAAACCUCCUAAAGUUGCGUUUACAACAAGAAUCUACCAUCCAAAUAUCAACAGCAAUGGCAGCAUUUGUCUUGAUAUUCUCUCAGAUCACAGUGGUCCCCAGCUUUAACAAUUUCUAAGGUUCUUUUGUCAAUUUGUUCACUGUUGUGUGACCCAAACCCAGAUGACCCUCUAGUGCCAGAGAUUGCACGGAUCUACAAAACAGAUAGGGAAAAGUACAACAGAAUAGCCCGGGAAUGGACUCAGAAAUAUGCUAUGUGA